Molecule: messenger RNA, 1179 nt
Organism: Aspergillus mulundensis
Lineage: Eukaryota; Fungi; Ascomycota; Eurotiomycetes; Eurotiales; Aspergillaceae
Product: protein kinase domain-containing protein
Exons: 1
Coding region: 1-1179 (392 amino acids)
Biological process (GO): protein phosphorylation
Molecular function (GO): protein kinase activity; ATP binding
Source: RefSeq, a predicted model, not a curated record
AUGGCCACCUAUAUGCCCAUGCAGCUUUCUAUCUCCACCAAGCCCCAUGGCGCUGUCACUACGCCAGGGCUUGGCCUUACGCCUCCUGUGACUCCCACCAUCGAGGACCGUGCCAACAGCUCCACCAUCCCAUCCCCCCUGUCGGGCACAUGUUCCGACAGUGAGGCAGUGUCGAGCCCCCCGCAGUUCCUCGAUGAGCUGGAAUACCAGCGCGACGAAAAUGGUCGUCUCGUUACAUUUGGCGACGGCGCUUGGAGCGUCGUUUACAAGGCCUUCGCCUCCCCCCGGGCUAUUAACCCAACGCGCCCAUUUACGCCCCCAAGCUCGCCGAAUCCGGCCGGCCGCUUGGUGGCCGUCAAAUCACCAGGACGGGGCGAUGCCCGUCCUGUUCUGUACGCAGAAGCCCUUGCACUAACCCGAGCUAGCUCUACUCCUGGCUCAGAGAAUUACAUUGUCCCAUUCCUCGGCUUCAUCAACGCCUCCAGCUCCAUCGUCAUGUCAGCUAUUCCACUCUCCUUAUCAAGCUACAUCGAGGACAAGGCCCGCAUCAUGCGGCAGAACUUCACCACACGGACCAUGUACGAUCCGGUCAUAGGCAUGCCACAGUGGCAUGACCUUGCCAAACAGCUCAUCAAGAGUCUUGACUGGCUCCAUAACCAAGCCCAGAUCGUGCACGCCGACAUCAAGCCUCAGAACAUCCUCCUUCGCCCCCGAAUCUCCUUAGAUGACGACAAGGAGUCUACUGAGUUCCCCUAUGAGCCGCUAUUCGCGGACUUUUCCUCCUCGCAUUCCAUCUCCACCACCGGAACUCAGAUCCCAUCCAGCGCUUGCCUCUCAGCCACAACCAUCCCUUUCACGGCACCGGAACUCCUGAGCGUGCUAAAAAAUCCCGACGCCGUCCCGGAGCCAUCUUCCGAUGUCUUCUCCCUUGCAGUCACCCUUCUUGGCGCCGCAACUGGUGAUAUCCUAAUCUACCCUCCUGGGCUCCACCCAAUGCAGCGCCAAAUGUUAGGGCAACAGGGUCAUCUAAUUAUCAGCAACGCCCGCCAAUCUGGAAAUAACGGCACCCGCGUCCCGAAGAACGGACUAGUCGAGAAGCUUCUCCAACCGGCCGUUUCUAAGAACCCGGCUGAGCGAGUCACUGCUCGUGCAUGGUUCGACCUGGCCAACGCUCUAUAG